Messenger RNA from Acanthamoeba castellanii str. Neff, 2946 nucleotides. RefSeq names its product PBS lyase HEATlike repeat domain containing protein. Gene Ontology annotation, cellular component: transcription factor TFIID complex. Gene Ontology annotation, molecular function: metallopeptidase activity; RNA polymerase II general transcription initiation factor activity; zinc ion binding. NCBI's taxonomy places the organism in Eukaryota, Discosea, Longamoebia, Acanthamoebidae. The record is from RefSeq and is a predicted model, not a curated record. The transcript is spliced from 17 exons. Gene Ontology annotation, biological process: transcription initiation at RNA polymerase II promoter. The coding region runs from base 1 to 2946 and encodes 981 amino acids.
AUGACCUUCGUGCUGCGCAACUACCUCGAGCGCAUCGUGCACUCGGGAGCCCAUGCCGACGCGAAGACCUUCGAGGUGUUCCACCGCGCGGCGCUCUCCGCCUCAGAGGACGGCGAGCUGAUCAUCGAGCUGCCGCCGCACCUCCUCGCGCCCACCUCUGUCAACGCCACCGGCGAACAAACAUGCCAGGUCACGAUCGAGAUCCACUACACCCUGCCCGAGCCGAAAGCCGGCCUCCACUUCGUGCUGGCACACGCCACGGCCUACCCCAACCGAUCACCACACAUGUACUCGCAAAGCCAUGUAGAGGGCGCACGAACAUGGUUUCCGUGCUUCGAGGCCGAGCGUUCGCCCUUCACCAUGCAGUUCACUGUCAAGCCCGAGUUCGUCGUCGUGGCAUCUGGCCAGCUUGAGAAGCAGACCCUCGAGGAGGCCACUCUCCGACGUACCUUCCACUACAGGAUCGACGAGGCCACCUUCCCGGCGCGGAUAGGCGUGUGCGCCGGCCGGUUCGAGAUCGUGGUCGAUCCGAACCUGCCGUACAUCACCAGCUUCUGUCCGCCGGGCAAGAGCAAGAUGCUGGCCCACACCACGGCGUUCCUCUCGCAGGCCAUCCAAUCCUACGAGGAAUUCUUCGGCGUCAAGUUUCCCUACGAGUCCUACAAGCAAGUCUUCGUGGAGGACGCCUAUACCAAGGAGGAUGCCUAUGCGGGACUGUCCAUUUUUUGUACACAUUUGCUGCACGACGAGACGAUCAUCGACCAAACGCUCACCAGCCGCCUGAUACUGGCCGAUGCUGCUGCCAGACAGUGGCUCGGAAACUACAUCCCCAUCAGGAAUACGCAGGAUUGGUGGCUGAUGGAAGGUCUCGCCGGUUACGUGGCGCUCUUGUGGUACCGAAAAUCGUUGGGCAACAACGAGUAUCGGCUGCUGCUGUAUCGGCAGGGACUCUUCGUGUGCGACCGAGGCCCAGAUGUCGUGUUGGCCAAGUGCGGGGUUGUUGGAGCUGAAGAGAAUGUAGCGCUGUGGAAGGCACGAUUAGUCGUCUACCUGCUCGAAAAGCUGCUUGGUCUCGACGCCAUGAGGAAGGUGGUGCAGCAGCUCAUCGCACCACCGGAGGCCCAGGCCGGCACCCUUCCGCCCACGCUCUCGCUUCAUCGAUUCCUAAAGCUCAUCGCCAAGCUCACCGGCCACGACCUCAAGAAGGACGGAUUCGACAAGCGCUGGAUUCACGGCUCGGGCUGCGUGGAGGUCGAGUGCGGCUUCUGGUUCAACCGCAAGCGCCACCUGAUCGAGUUCGCGGUGCGACAAGGCGGUAAGGCGGAGAGCAACAAGCUGGCCGUGCGAGUGCACGAAGUGGACGGCGCGCACGACCAUUUGCUCGAUCUGGAGGAGGACCUCUAUGGCACCGACCUGCCCUGCUACUCCCGCCUGCGCAAGAACCGCAGGAAGAAGGGCCAGCCCGGCGAAGGACCCGAAGAAAAGGAGGACGAGAAGCCGGAUGUGCCGCAGCCACGGUCGGACACUCCCAUUCUCUGGAUUCGCAUUGACCCCGAGUUCGAGAUGCUGCGAAAGGUGCAGUUCCGCCAGCCGGAGAAGAUGUGGAUCAAUCAGAUCGAGUUGGACCGAGACGUGGUGGCGCAGUACGAGGGCGUGCAGGGCGUGGGCCAAUGCAACUCCGCAGCUGCGGUCGCGGCUCUCGCCUCCCUCAUGGAGAAUCCGCGAAUGUUCUAUCGCAUCCGCGCCUUGGCUGCUGAGGCCCUCGGUUCUAUACGAGGCGAGGCAAGCGCGGCAGCUCUUGAGGCGCUGCUGCGGUACUUCCGUUCGGCCUAUUUCUACGAUGGAGACGAGAACUCUCAGAUGCGACCCAACGACUUCACCGACUUUGCGGCCUACCACGUACAGAAGGCCAUCCCCGUCGCCCUCUCUCAAGUGAGGGACACCGAAGGAUUCACGCCGGACGAGGUGCUCGAGUUCCUGCUGCAUCUGCUCAAGCAGAACGACAACACGGGCAACCCCUACUCGGACUACUCGUAUCUGGCCACCGUCAUAGAAGCCCUGGGCAACACGCAGCCCAAGUCGAACAAGGGCUGGGACAGCAUUCUGAAGCAGGUCCAACGCUUCAUGCACCUGGAGCGGCUGUUGCCGUCCUACCACAACCGUGUGACGGUGGCCUGCCUCAAGGUCAUGAAGAAGAUGCAGGCCAGCGGCAGAGCUCGGCUUGACCUCGACCUUUUCACCUCCUACACCAGCUACGGCUACUAUCGCAAGGUGCGCAUAGUGGCACUGAAGGCGCUGGGCGAGCUGGGCCUUCCGCAGGGCGAUGUGGUGCGGCUGGUGAUGAGCAUCAUCGAAUCCGACCCCGAUCCCUUCGUGCGCUACAAGGCCGCACAUCUCCUCACCUCCCCCACUCGCCGACUGCACGACCAAGCCUGCAACCGCAUCUGGAGCUAUCUCAAUGGACCUGUGUCGGCGUGGGAUUUGCGGGUACGGCUGGCGCUGAUGGAGGCCUAUCGGGUCAACCUAGGCGAGGGCCUCCUCUCGCUCUCCACGUCGUCCGGCUCGCUGCUGGCCCAGGUCGAGGCCAACGCGCCGCCCAUCGACCUCUCUGCCAUCCGCGAACCCGAUCGCCGCCGACGCUCCGAGGGCAAGCGGCGAAAGGCGAGCGAGGUCGACCUGGAGCAGGGCACGUUCGUGGCGAGCAUGGACAGCAGCACUCCGGGCAAGAUUAGGCUUGUGCGCGCCAAGCAGCCCGGCGACAAGCUCGGGCUCAGUAGCAGCACUGGCGGCACGACCGCGCCGGGUGUAGCCGGGCUCAGCAGCAGCAGUGGCAUCAACAGCGCGCGCUUGGACGCCACCCCGCUCGGCAAGAAGCCAGAAGACGGCGACAGCGCGCCCGUCGUCAAGCGCCUCAAGCUCAAGCUCGGCGGCGAGUCCAUCUCGUGA